GUUCUUGCGGCCACUUUCUCUCUUAUGACUUCCAGAGGGCUUUAGGGUUCCUUGACUGUAAAGCUCUCUGACAGCUCCAAAUCCUACGGGCCUCGACCCUUCCCACCUUGCUACUUGUUCCUACACUGUCGCGGCCCCAGGCUCGUGUGGCCGCUUCCUUUUCUGCGCUGGGAUUCUGUGCAGGGUCGCAGCACCCUGGAUAAGUGUACACGGCCGGGAUUCAGACCAGCCCCGCCACCUUGCCCGUGGUCACCUUAUCUGACCUUCCUGUGUCAGGUUCCUCAUUCACAAAAUAGGGAUAAAAAUGACCUCAUUGCAGCUUUUGUGAGGAUUAAAUGAGCUUGUAUUUAUUAAGUUGCUUAGAACAGUGCCUGGCACAUAUCAUUUGCAUCAUAGCACAUCACUGUAUAAAGUUGCAUCCCUCCCCUGAUAGGCUAUUAGCUUUAUGAAACCGCAGGUUUAGUCCAGGUCACUGCUCUAUCUUCAGGGCCUAGAACAGCACUUGGUGAAGGGGGUUGGGGGUGGGGGAUCACAAAUUUCUGAAGAAGAAAAAUAAGGUAGAACAUAUGAUUUUAUAAUAAGCCAUUAUUUGCUGAACCUGUAGAAAACAUUAUCACAUACCUACUGCAUAAUUUUAAAAAUUUGAUUAAUUAUUGCUGAUACAUACACUAUAUCGGUACUAAGAAAAGUAUCUUCUCACCCUCCAAGCUAAUAAUUCUUGGGGAAAUUGUUGCCUUCAUACUUCACCAUGUUGCUGGUGGCAUUGGGAAUUGAUAGUCUUUUUGGCAAUUUAUUUGAUAAUACACAGCAAGACAGAAUUUGCCACUUUUCUUUGACCCCUGUAAGCAGAAGUCUUGGGGUAUACGUGAAAGAAAUGAUUUGAAAGGAGAAAAAUAGUUUAUUCAUAAAGAUGUGCCUCCCAGCAUUACAUUUAUAAUAGUAAAAAUUCAGAAAGAUAAGUAAAAUAGAUGUUAUGGACUGGAAGUAGAAAUGAUAUGAAAAUACAUUAAGAUGGAGGAAUAUACAAUUGCUUUUUCUUUUGAAUGGUUCCUUUAAUAUUGAAGUAAAGGUUAUUUUAUACAAUUAGUAAAAGCUGAAAAAAAUCCACACAAAAAUACUUCUAUGAGACUUUUUUUUUUUUAGAACUCUUUGCAGCAGGCUAGAUAAAAUUAAUCAACUACUUUGAUUAAUAGAAUUAAUCAAAAUUAAUUCUGCUCCAGAAUUGGCUUUUUACAGGCUUCUCUUACUUCUACUCUCUGGAAGCUUUUAUGUGAUCCUGGCUGAUCUCUUAUUGUAAUUUUUAAUCAGCCUUCUGGGCAUGGUUUUCAAAAUAAAUUGGGAAUUACUUAUGUAUGUGAAUUAAUCCAUUUUAACUCUUUGAUUCUUUUAGAGAAGUAUUCAGUUAAAGCAUGGUAUAUUUUAAGACAAAGGGCAGUACAUUCUAUAAUGUCUUAUGUUUCUAUUUUUAGUUUUAUGGUUGUUCUAAGAAGUAUUUAUUUGUCUUUGUCUCCACUUGUUUCUUUAAUCAUUUUGACGAGUGUCGAUAAAGCCAGCUUUACAUCCUUAAAGAUUAAAGCCUAGCUGUCCUGAGCUAUUCCAAGUCAAAAUGUCUGCAAAAUUGGGAAAGUCAUCAACACUUCUUCCACAAACUUCAGGAGAGCCAGACAGGAUUCUGAUAGUGAAGAUGGAAGAGGAAGAGCAGGCCUGUGAUCGGGACUCCAACCUCCACUGGAGCAGCUGCUACAGCCCAGAAACCUUCCGCCAGCAAUUCAGGCAGUUUGGCUACCAGGAUUCAUGUGGGCCCCGGGAGGCCCUGAGCCGGCUCCGGGAACUGUGUCAGCUCUGGCUGAGGCCAGAGGUGCACACCAAAGAGCAGAUCCUGGAGCUGCUGGUUCUGGAGCAGUUCCUGGCCAUCCUGCCUGAGGAGUUGCAGGCCUGGGUGCAGAAGCAUCGACCAGAGAAUGGAGAGGAAGCUGUGACUGUGCUGGAGAAUGUGGAGAGAGAGAGCUUGAUGGACCAGCCAAGUCUUAUUUUCUGAACAAAGAGAGCACGGUUUUGCAGAGAUGCUGCACCUCAGGGAAUAUCUCAGGGGUCACCAAGCAGCCGACUCAAGCCCAUCAAGAAGCAGCAGCAGUGGGCAUCCUGGGAGCUCCACUCAAGACAAAAUGAGGAAAACACCAAAACUAUAAAUGUGGAAUCAGCUUUAAGGAGGAAGAGUUCUUCAGGCAUAGAACUGCAUUCUGAUGUUUCCAACACUCUUCAGAGUUUCACAUAUAAAAGAACCUAUGAACAAAAUGGCAGGUUUGAAAGAAGACAGAGAAACCCCUCGCAGAAGAAACAACACAAGUGUGAUGAAUGUGGCAAAAUUUUUAGUCAGAGCUCAGCCCUUAUUCUACAUCAGAGAAUCCACAGUGGGGAGAAACCGUAUGUGUGUGAAGAAUGUGCAAAGGCCUUUAGCCAAAGUGCAAUCCUUAUUCAGCAUCGAAGAACCCACACCAGAGAAAAACCCUACAAGUGUCAUGAAUGUGGGAAGACCUUCAGUCAGAGCUCCAAUCUUUUCAGACAUAAGAAAAGACACACUAGGGAAAAGGUCCCAUUAGUGUCAUGAGGGAAUCAAAGCAUUUACUCAGAUCUUUUUACAACAGGGAAAAAGACACGAGGCACAAACACUCCUUCAGUAUAAAUCAGUUUUAGUGGGCGCCAGUUUCAUAUCAAGGUUCAUAAAAGCCACUAGGGGAAAAUGUAGAAUAUUUUACGUAUAUGGCCAUUGUUUGCUUUUCUGCUUAUUAAUACAGUGUCAAUUCAGAUGUUUGAAAUUCUACCUUAAUUCAGAUUUCCUUCCCCAAGCAGCCCAUGACAAGACAUUCUUGGACAUGUUUUCUAUUUUCAUUACUAACAUAAGUAAUGUAUUAGAAUAGUCUUUGUUUUUUUCCUGUUGAGAAGGAAUGUGUGAGUUACCCAAUAUAAAAAUUGAUAUAUUCCUGCAUAUCAUGACUUGAGCAUUAGGAUUCUAAAGAAUUAUUUACUUUCCUGUAUUUGUCUUCUGUUACCAGAUUCCAAAUAUGGGAAUAGGAUUGUGGAGAGCCCCCCCCCAAAAAAAUAUAUAUAUAUAUGUACCUCAAGACCUAGGCUGAAAUGUCCAGGGUCAUUGUUAGGAGGUGGGUGAGUAAAGGGACUUAAUCUUUUGUAAAAGCUCACAAGAACCUACAAACUGUUGAUGAUACUAAGUAAAUUAUCUGUGUAGGGAAAAAAUAAUCUCUUUUAAAAUGUAAUUUGGAAAGAACUCAAUGAAAUCUUCAACAUGAUUUAUGACUUCAGGGAGAGGUCUAAACUUAAGGAAUGUCUUAUAAUAAACAGGGCUGAUCACUGGAUGCUUAUAUAGGUUAGUGAUCAUCUUAAUAUAAAGAAAGAAAGGGAGAUGAAGAACCUGACUGUCCAAAUAAGACUGACAGAACAUAAAUAUCAACAAGUGCAAUGCAUGAUGGAGAAGCGCACCACUUCUGGGAAAGGAAGCCCUCAGUAGCCAACGACUGUCCCUCAGUGUUCUUUGUGUCCCCUUUUCUGGCAUAAGUCAGCUGUGAAUGUCUUGAGCAUCAUAAGAGCCUUUUUAAGAGUGUUGUAUAUAUUUAGUAACAUGAAUUUCUAGAUAAGCCAUCAGAAAAUGAAACACUGGAUUUUGUUGCUCUUGUACAAAUGAGGAAAUCACUAAAAUUCAAUUUAAAAGUCUACCACAGUCUCUUACAUGUUGAAUCUAACCAUUAUAGUUUAUAAGCUUAAAAGACAACAGUUUUAGAGUAUCUUAUUUGUCCUAACAUCUAUAGGGUAUGAGGAACAAGAAGUUUUACCCAUAUUUAAUUCAAUCACAUUCUCCAUUUAAAAAUAAUAUGACUGAUUUGUGUAUUAUUAAAAUUAUCCUGACAGUAUACAACCUAAUGUUCCUUUUCCAGGGAUUCUUGAUAAAACUACGUAAUAAAUUACAGUAAUACACUUCGUGUUUCCCAAGAUGCUACAGUUACUAAAUAUGGAGGAAAACAUCAGAAGUGAAGGUCCUUGGAAGGAGAAGGGAAGGAGAGGCUCAUAGUGAAAUUUGCCUGAUUGGGAUCCUCAUAAGUGCAGACAUUUCAUUCUCAGAAAAUACAACCUCAUCUAGUGCUUAGAGUAACUCCAGAAAUGAAUGUGGGAUUGAUGUGUUCUGGUUAGUUUGUUGAUAAUAUAAGAUAAUAGGGGGAGAAGUGAUUGCAGAUUUUGAAUACGGAAUUUUCUGAUAGUGAUUGACUGCAUUGUAGCUCUAGUGAAUAUGAUUAUAAAUUGGAUUUUGGGUUUUUUCAGUUAUUAUGAAUGUGGGAGUCUUUAUUUGGCCUCAUUCUCUUUGUAAUUAAAGAGACAAGCCAUCCACUAAAGCAACAAAUGCCUCAGAGAUAUGUACACUGUAAAUUAACUGUUUAAUUAUGGAAAGACAAAGUUUCUUAGGUACAAUGUGAAUAAAAAUGACAGACUCUAAAUCAGG
Messenger RNA from Choloepus didactylus (southern two-toed sloth), 4507 nucleotides. It is a transcript of the gene ZNF396, whose product is annotated as zinc finger protein 396. The record is from RefSeq and is a predicted model, not a curated record. The transcript is spliced from 3 exons. Lineage: Eukaryota; Metazoa; Chordata; Mammalia; Pilosa; Megalonychidae.